Hibiscus syriacus is the source of this 465-nucleotide messenger RNA. Its product is annotated as major pollen allergen Ole e 10-like. The transcript is spliced from 2 exons. The record is from RefSeq and is a predicted model, not a curated record. NCBI's taxonomy places the organism in Eukaryota, Viridiplantae, Streptophyta, Magnoliopsida, Malvales, Malvaceae. The coding region runs from base 31 to 423 and encodes 130 amino acids.
AGCAAUAAGAAAGAAGAAGAAUAUAUAAUCAUGAAGUCAUUGAGCAGAGUUGCUUUCCUCCUCCUCGCCACCGUCGUCUUCCAUCUCUUCUCCUCCGCUUCCAUCGUCGAAGCGCAUGGAGUUGUACUCGAUAACGGAACUGCGGUGGUCACGCCCCUGACCGCGUUCUGCGUGCCGACCGAGCAAGCUUCCGAUGCUGAAUUGCAGAAAGCCAUGGAUUUUGCAUGCGGCAGUGGCAUUGAUUGCGGUCCGAUUCAGCCGGGUGCGGUCUGCGGUGAUCCCCCCACCGUUAGGUCUCGUGCCGCAUUUGCCAUGAAUUCUUACUACCGCUAUCAUGAAGGCAACCCUACAUUUUGUGAUUUUAAUGGCAUUGGUAGAGUAAUCAGCGACAAUCCAAGCUAUGGAAAUUGCAAAUAUAUUUGAAGAAUUGGAAGAGAAAAGAUCGGUUAUGUCUAAAGAAGGAAG